Molecule: messenger RNA, 232 nt
Organism: Funneliformis caledonium
Lineage: Eukaryota; Fungi; Glomeromycota; Glomeromycetes; Glomerales; Glomeraceae
Source: the annotation of a GenBank genome assembly
AAAUGAAGAAGAUAAUAUAAAUAUUAAAAAAAUUGCAUAUAAAGAAUUAUAUGAAGAAAAGUAUCAAGAAUAUAUACUUAAUAGUCCUGCUGAAUUUGAAGGAUCAGUUAGACCUGAUAUAACUGCAAAAGAAUUAUUUUCUGAGACUGUUAAAACAAAAUUUAGAUUAAAAAGUCUUAGUAUAGCGAAACAUGAUAAUCUUAAAAAUUAUCUACAUACACAUACUACAUGA